Molecule: messenger RNA, 1620 nt
Organism: Orbilia oligospora ATCC 24927
Lineage: Eukaryota; Fungi; Ascomycota; Orbiliomycetes; Orbiliales; Orbiliaceae
Exons: 2
Coding region: 1-1620 (539 amino acids)
Biological process (GO): tetrahydrobiopterin biosynthetic process
Molecular function (GO): 4-alpha-hydroxytetrahydrobiopterin dehydratase activity
Source: RefSeq, a predicted model, not a curated record
AUGCACGCUCUCCGCUGUGCCGGACGGCACGCCAGCACAAUUCCGAAGCCAUCUUCGGGAAUCCGCAGGGUACCUCCGUCGAUAAACCUAAUAACUGCCAACCAAUCGGCACAGACAGCAUGCAGGCGGCCGUACUCGUCCAAAACUAAUGACGCCUCCUCUGAGCGUGGUACCCCGAUCAGAGAGCUGGGGACAGUAGGCAAAAUCGAAGAAUACUACCAGCUCCAGAGGGUCAAGGGAAUGACACCCAAUGAAGCUGCUAGAGAUGAGGCGAUUAACGAAAUCAACCGGGAGAAAGUCAACCCGGAAGGAGGAAUCCCAUCACUCCGCUUUACCGACAUCAAAACCGGGACAAAAUACCAUGCAGGGCGCUCGCUAGUUACUGGAGAGGAAGCAAAGGAGCUUUAUAACGAAUUCAAAGCCCAUACCGCCAUUGUGAAGCCGGGGCCCACAGAUUUGCCGGGCAAACCGACGCAAGUUCACAUUUUAUACAGAGAACCGACGUCACCACCUGAACGAAUACUUGAGAGCAUUCGAAGAUUAUGUUUCAACCCAUCUUACAUCGUAACAAAGGAGUUCGGCCCACAUGCAAUAAAGAGCACAGAUUUGAUCAACGUGGAGCUGGGGUAUUGCUCCCAUUACUUACCACAUGAAAUGAAACCCAUGGUGUUGGUGCACAAGAACUGGACGAUAUCAAAGGGCGGAAGGUCGCUAGAAAAGAUCUUUCGCUUUGAUAAUAGAACUUCUGCCCGGGAUUUUGCAAAUGGGCUUCAACGGCUUAUCAAAAUCAAGGUCACCAAAACCAUGCUUGUAGAACACCACCCCGCAUUUGGUAUUUAUGGUCGACGAGUUUUUGUUCGUUGGGGUACCGAACAGCCGCAUGAAGCCAUUUCCUCGUGGGAUAUUGCCUGCGCCAAGCAAACGGAUAGAUGGGCAGGUGCAUGCAACGUCAAAGAUUUACUCCCUGAAAUCCUUGACUGGACCUUUGAUACCAAAUUUGUGGAUAAAAGUAACCCGGAACAAACUCACCAGACACAGACACAGCAAUCGGACCCUGAAACCAACGCUUCGGAUAAUUUGAUGGACAUUAUCGAAGGAUUGAUGGCGACUACGAAGAGUCUGAUGCAAGCUGCUGAAGAACCUUCAACAGUCCAAUCUACUCUGUCAAUGGCAUCGGAGGCUUUGUCAAAGACAAUAGAAAAGAUUUCGAAGGAGAAAGAGGAAAAUAAGGAAUCGGCGGCCGCCAAAGAGGCCGAGGUUCUCCGAUGGUUAAACAGCGAAGAGGGAACCCCCAAGCAGGAAUCACCAAAGGAAACCGUGGGCGUACCUCAGGAGGUCAUCGGAGAUUUGGCGCCUGCGGCAGAGGUGGAGGGCUCGGAAAUUGUAAACGCUGAAGCUACAAAAGCAGAGACUGUAGAUGUAGUAGUGGAUGUACAGACUGAGUACCUGCCUUCAGAAACAACUGAACCACAAACCGCUGAAGCAACCACCGUUAAAUUAGAGACGGAGGCCGUGCCGGCGGAAGUGACAGAAGCUGUGCAAGCUGAGGCGACAAAAACUGAGGCUGAGGAUGCCCCAACAGACGGCCAGCCCCCAAAUAAUGAGAAGACAUCCCAGUGA